Phalaenopsis equestris is the source of this 4126-nucleotide messenger RNA. Its product is annotated as WPP domain-associated protein-like. The transcript has 5 exons. The coding region runs from base 243 to 2822 and encodes 859 amino acids. NCBI's taxonomy places the organism in Eukaryota, Viridiplantae, Streptophyta, Magnoliopsida, Asparagales, Orchidaceae. The record is from RefSeq and is a predicted model, not a curated record.
CUCCGCACUUUCUCACUCCACAUAUAUUUUUCUCCCCGGCAAAAACUCAUUUACUUUCCGCGCGAAGACCAAAUCUCUCCCUAACCCUAAAAGAAACCGACAUAGAGGAGAAGGAUGCUGAAAGGCGAAAGCUUGGGAGCUAAAGGUCCCUCUUUUUCUUGCGAUACCGAAGACGCUGCGCAGGAAAGUAGGGUUUUUUAUCCGGCCGGAAGUUCUUAGAGGGAUUUGGCGGGAAAUUUCCAAUGGAGCGGAUGGAAGCGGAUCUGCUGUGGAAUAAGAACUCCCUUUCCGACGAGGAGGUUGGUUCGGCGGCUGAGGAGAACAUGAUUUUUGGCAUCAAUUUUAAUGAAACCGAUACUGUUGGGAAUGAAUCUGCACAUUAUGAGAAGUUCCUGCUUGAUGAUUUUGACAAUUAUGUGGAUGAGAUUAACGAUCGCCUCACGGUUUCGAGAUUGGUAACCGACUCAGUCAUUAAGGGGAUUGUGAAUGCUGUAAUUGAGGAAAGUACUGAGAAAAUUGCUUUAAAGGAAGCUGAGAUAGCUUGCUUGAAGGCAAAGUUGCAUGCUUCUAAUUAUGUCAAUAGUUUGGCGCCAUCAGUGGCGGCAUCAGUAAAUUUGAACUUGAGUUUUGAUAGUAUAACGACCAAUCAUUUGAGCAGAAUAAAGAUGUCUGUUGAAAAUCAGUUUCAGAGGCUUAAGGAGGAGUUUGACUAUGUGAGAAAUUCAAAAUUUUCUUGUUCAACAAAUGUUUGUUCUACAAAUAAAGUGGUGUUCAAGGUUCCUACUCAAGGAAGAACAGAUGAGAAAUUGCAUGUUCUCAGUAAAAGAAUAGAAUUUUUUAGAGUAAUGUUAUUUGGUUAUUUUGAUGAAAUCAAUAAUUUGUUUAGCUCUAUGAAACUUUCAGCAAUGGAACAGCAAUGGGAGAAUGAGUUGCAUGAAGAAAUUAAUGCUAUUCUUGUUCAGAAUUAUGUUAGAGAUAUUCAGGAAAAGUGUGAAACUAAGAUUUUGGAGCAGCGAAAACAGAUGAAUGCGCUGAGCACGAAGGUUGGUGAACUCUCCUUGGUGCGUGAAGAUCUCAAUGCUAUUUCUAAGUCGUUAUUGAACUCGGAUCAAAGUCUUCUCUUAUCACACAGCAGCAGCGAAAGUUUAGAAGAGCUAAAUAAUACGAGGUGGAAGGAUCAGUUCCAUGUUAAGGCUUUGGGAAAUAAUCACUCAUCUUCUGCAUCACAUAAAGGGGAAAAUGGUGCUAAUAUGAUGCAGGAAGCUCAGCAUUUUGGGAAACCGAUGUUGGAAUCUAUGGAUUUUCACCUAAAGCACUUGUCGAAGGAAGAUCUCGCAGAUUAUUAUAAAAUUGAAAUGACAAAAAUGCGGAGGCAACACGACAAAGCGAUGGAAGAGAAAACUGAUGAGUUGUUCAGGCUGAAAAGGGAAUUUCUCAAGGAAAAGGGCUCUUUGUUUUCGAAGAAAGAUAAGGAGAUUGAAAAUUUGAAGAAACAUAUCCGCCGAAUUAUCGUAAAUCUAGAUGAUAUCCUAGCGGAGGAGUUAGAUUUUGUUGUUUGUGAUGAUUCAAACGAGGUUUGUACUUUGAAGAAUAAAAUUUCUUCCAUGUUUAUCGAAAAUCAAAGGCUACGAGGUUUACUUAUAGGAAAAAGGAAGGAGGCGGAGUAUCUAUCCUCACAGGUCACAGAUUUUGGGUUCCAAAUAUUACAAAAUGCAUCAGUAAACCAAAACUUAUUGGAACAGAUAGCAAAUCUGAAGGGGAAGCUUGAAGAUUUGAAUACAGAAGUUGCUGUUAAAGAAGAAAUAGAUGCUAUAGUAUUGAAUGAGGUUAUUAGUAAGCUUAAUCUUCAAAUGGAGAAUGCUGUAAUGGAGAAUAGUUUCAUUCAUGAUUUUUACUCAGUUUUUAUUAAAGAAUCUGUGAGAAAUGAAAUGUUUAUGAUAAAUGAUAUUACACUAAAACGACAGGCAGAGAAGGCUUCCCUUGAUUCAGUAAUUUCACAGAAGGAAACGGCAUUACACUCAGAACUUGAAGAGAACGACAAAUUGAAGCAGGAAAUAAUUUCCUUAUCUGCAUUAAUUAGUGAGAAUGAAAAAGUUGUGCUCGAAGGUGAGACCUCCAUAACACAACGAAGGGAGGAAUUUGACACGGUUUACCGAGAGCUCGAUGAACUCAGAGAUCGAAUAAGCAUGCAAAUGCUCAUCAUUUCUGAGAACAAGAUUCAUUCGGAUUUCAUGAGGAGUCAGUUUGAUGAUGCUCUACAACAACUUACUGUUUAUGAAAUGGAGGUUGAUAAUUUGAAUCAGAAGUUAGCUAUUGCUUCCAGUUCUUUGGAGGAAUCAGAAAGGCAGAAGAUUGUUCUCAAUGGAAUCAUUGAAGAAAGGGAAAAUAAAUCACAAUAUUCAAUUUUGGAUGGAACUAAGGAAGAAGUAGAGCAGGUAGAAGUGAUGCUGAGCUUAUGGAAGAAAUUAUCAGAAGAUUCCUUAGACUUUGAAAGCAAGUUGGCAGAGACUAUUAAAAUAAAUGAAUCUAGGUUGAAAGCCCUGAGCAAUCAAUGCAAUUCACUAAAGCAACAUGUAAAUAUACUGGUAAAGAAGAGUUUUUGGGACAAGAAGAUUCUUGAAAUAAGAAAUUUGGACCUGCAGAAAGCUGAGGCUGAGGUUGAUCUACUUGGUGAUGAGGUUGAUUCUCUCUUGUCUGUUCUUGGAAAAGUUUAUGUAGCGCUUGAUCACUACUCACCAGUGCUGCAACACUAUCCAGGGAUUAUGGAGAUUCUAAAACUCGUUCGAAGAGAACUCCAAGGUGAAACAGCUUCAUCAAGGUGAUUCAGAAUAGCACUCCAUCGCACAGUAUAUUGGUUGGAAACAAAGUGAAGAAUGGCAACGAGUCAGUCUCCUUGCCGUCAAACUUCGACCGUUCAUCUCUCCAGAGCACUCAUUCUUAAGAAUGCUAUAUCGAAAUAGUUGCACCCUCGGUAAGAUAGCUGCACACUCGGUAAGAUAGCUGCUUGCUGGCAGAUUAAUAAGGCUUUCUGAUCCAUUUGUUCUGCUGUUAUUGUCAUGAGGAAGCUGCCUUUAGCUGUUCAGUUAAUUUUUAAUCUUUACCUGUGGAGGCAGCCUUCAAUUUGAUUUUAGCUUCAUGCCCAUUCUUUCAUUCAAUUUCUGCAAUAAAUCUUUAGAUAUUAUAAGUUCUUCACAUGCACAAUAAUCUGUUACAGAUCAAUGCAGAGCAGCAGUUUUUGUUUUUUUGUUUUUAUAUAAUUCCAGAUCAAUGUACAGUUUCAGUUCAGUUUUUUUAUUGGGGUUUUUACUUGACAGCAACCUAUAAGUUCAAAUAUAACAUACUAAACACCCAAACUUCUAAUAUUUCAUUCCAGCCACCCAAAACCCUCAUUACCUUCCCAUUCGCCACUCCCAUCUCAAGCCGUUUGCGAGCGCCUGCCUCCGUCGGCGAAGGAGCAGAAGUGUUUUUGGAUGUUCUGAUUAUUAAAUCGGCGAAGUGAUGGAGCGCUUGUUUUGGUAUUGGGGGUUAGGACGACGGAGUUUUGUAAGGCAGACAUAUAUGCGAGGUUCAGGAAGCCGAUGGAGGACGCCAUGGAAAGGGAGCUUUAGGUGACAAAAUGAGAAAAAGGGAGGUUUAAGGAGAAGAAGGUAUUAGAGAGGUGGAGGUUAUUAGGGAGAUGAUCUCUCUUUUUGCUUAGAAAUUGUAUUUGUAAUUUAUUAUAAAAUAAUGCCCGUUGGAGAUGGGAGAUGGCCGCGAUGGCGCCGGCGACGGCGACGAUGGAAGAUGGGCGCGUAACGGAGGCAGGCACUUGCGAACGGCGUGAGUUGGGAGUGGCGGAUGGGAAGGUAACGAGAGUUUUGGGCGGCUGAAAUGAAACGGUUAGUUUGUUACAUUUGAAAUUUUAGCUGGCUGUCAUGUAAAAACCCCUUUUUUAUUUGAUGUGGGAGGGGGGAUGAGUUUUUGGUAUCUUUUGUUCUUGUGAGAGUUUGUAAUAUUUUCUUUGGUUGUAGAAAUUAAAUCAUGGUUUUAUAUGUAAAUGUAAAUGGCUGCGUGCUUUACUUGUCUAACUUUUGGGGAUAUAUAUGUAAUUUAUAAUGUUUCUAUGCAAACUUCAGGAAAGAAAAUU